CACCUCGAAGAGGGCGGCCGGAGCGAGCGCAGCGCUGCGCUGGGACCCGGACUGGGGGUGGGGAGACGAGCCCCGGCCGAGGCGAGGGCCACCCCUUGGUUCUCUGCCCUAGCGCCCCGCCAGGGCCAGGCUUUUGGGCUCUUGGGACUUUCGGAGCUUGCUCUAUCCCAUGUUUAUGGGCAGUCACAACCACCUCUUGUUAUUGGGCUCUUGUGAAAGCGAUUUUUGACCAAUUUGGUUGUUUUUUUAAAAAAAGGUGUAUGACUGGAAACCUUGGAUUCUACUACAAACCUUGCCAUUUAGUACUUCUGUAACUUUGAGUGCACAAAAGCUUUAAACAAGUGAAAUCUAGACAACAGGCUCCCUGAAGUGUUGACAGCCCAACUUAAUCAUGACCGUGAUUCAAAAAUGUUAAUAAAUAAACCAAGACCAUGGGGAAUUCAUAUGCUGGGCAACUGAAAUCUGCUCAAUUUGAGGAAGCUCUCCACAACUCCAUAGAAGCGUCUCUCAGAUGUAGUAGUGUGGUACCACGGCCAAUUUUUUCCCAGCUGUACUUGGACCCUGACCAGCAUCCUUUCUCAUCUGCAGAUGUGAAACCCAAAGUGGAGGAUCUGGAUAAAGAUUUGGUACACCGCUACACUCAAAAUGGAAGCCUGGAUUUUUCUAACAAUCUAACAGUUAAUGAAAUGGAAGAUGAUGAAGAUGAUGAAGAAAUGUCUGAUUCAAAUAGCCCACCAAUUCCCUAUUCACAAAAACCUGCCCCGGAAGGGUCUUGCACUACAGAUGGUUUUUGUCAAGCGGGAAAGGAUUUGCGUUUGGUAUCUCUGUGUAUGGAACAAAUCGACAUCCCAGCAGGAUUCCUCCUGGUGGGGGCCAAGUCUCCCAAUCUUCCUGAGCACAUCCUAGUGUGUGCUGUAGACAAGCGAUUUCUACCAGAUGAUCAUGGGAAAAAUGCACUUUUAGGGUUUUCUGGAAACUGUAUCGGCUGUGGAGAAAGAGGAUUUCGGUAUUUCACAGAAUUUUCCAACCAUAUUAACUUGAAGCUCACCACCCAGCCAAAGAAGCAGAAGCACUUAAAGUACUACCUAGUCAGAAGCUCCCAGGGUGUACUGUCGAAGGGACCUCUUAUCUGCUGGAAAGAAUGUAGAAGCCGACAAUCCUCUGCUACUUGCCACUCUAUGAAACCAAACUCUUCAGUAUCGUCAACUGUGACUCCGGAAAAUGGCACAACCAAUGGAUACAAAUCAGGAUUCAUUCAGACAGAUUCGCCAAUUCUCAGUCCAGCUAAUUCUGCAAUCAAUUUAAGUGGAGCUCAGGACCUGACCCGGAAUAAGAAUGUUGUGAAGCCACUGGCUUUAUCUUUGCAGGUUGUAGGGAAGACUUUUGCCGCAGAUGCUGCUAAUGGAAACAGUAGCCAUGGAGGGAAGAGCAGUGCAGCCAGCUGCACUCCAGCUCGCCCAGGGAAUUACUCUUUGUCACCAAGACCUAGCUAUGCAUCAGGAGACCAAGCUACCAUGUUCAUUUCUGGGCCACCAAAGAAACGACACCGGGGAUGGUAUCCUGGGUCACCUGUCCCACAACCUGGUUUAGUUGUACCUGUUCCUACAGUUCGCCCUCUUUCAAGAACUGAGUCCCUUUUAUCUGCUCCAGUUCCACAGACCCCAUUAACUGGAAUUUUACAACCUCGACCCAUUCCUGCAGGGGAAACUGUAAUUGUUCCUGAAAACCUGCUGAGUAACUCAGGAGUUAGACCAGUAAUUCUGAUAGGCUAUGGCACUUUACCCUAUUUCUAUGGAAAUGUUGGUGACAUUGUUGUGAGUCCUCUGCUGGUGAAUUGCUACAAGAUUUCACAGUUGGAAAACAAAGAUUUGGAACACUUAGGGUUGACUGGCAGCCAACUCCUGAGCGUCGAAAACAUGAUUCUUCUGACGAUACAGUAUCUUGUACGGCUAGGUCCUGAUCAGAUACCUCUCAGGGAAGAAUUUGAGCAAAUCAUGCUGAAGGCUAUGCAGGAAUUUACUCUGAGAGAGAGAGCCCUGCAGCUGGGUGCUCAGUGUACCCCUGUGUCUCCAGGACAACUCCCCUGGCUUGCGAGACUAAUCGCCAGCGUAUCUCAAGACUUGGUUCAUGUGAUCGUGACCCAAAACUCUUUGGCCGAGGGCAUUUCAGAGACACUGAGGACUCUCAGUGAAAUGAGACACUAUCAAAGACUACCAGAUUAUGUGGUGGCGAUUUGUGCUUCAAAAAUCAGAGGAAACGAAUUUUGUGUGGUAGUGUUAGGUCAGCAUCAGUCCAGAGCUCUGGCAGAGAGCAUGCUCACCACAAGUGAGUUUUUGAAAGAAAUUAGUUACGAGCUCAUCACAGGAAAGGUCAGUUUCCUGGCAUCACAUUUCAAAACCACAUCAUUAGGCGAGGACCUGGACAAGCUGCUAGACAAAAUGCAACAGAGAAGAGGAGAGAGUGUGGUGACCCCUUUCAAUGGAGAUCUUAACGAGUGUGUGUCAGCUCAGGAGGCUGCCGCUAUGAUACCCACGCAAAACCUGGAUUUAGAUAAUGAGACCUUCCAAAUUUACCAACCACAGCUAACGGUUGCCAGAAAACUCUUAUCCCAGGUGUGUGCUAUCGCAGACAGCGGCAGCCAGAGCCUGGACCUGGGCCAUUUCAGCAAAGUGGACUUUAUCAUCAUUGUCCCAAGAUCGGAGGUUCUGGUCCAGCAAACUCUUCAACGGAUUCGACAAUCAGGUGUCCUUGUAGACUUGGGUCUGGAGGAAAAUGGGACGGCUUAUCAGAGAGCAGAGAAAUAUGUUGUUCGUCUAGACAAUGAGAUUCAAACCAAGUUUGAAGUUUUUAUGAGAAGGGUAAAACAGAACCCGUACACACUGUUUGUGCUGGUUCAUGACAACUCCCAUGUGGAACUAACGAGUGUCAUUUCGGGUUCUUUGUCACAUGGCGAACCCAGUCAUGGAUUGGCUGAUAGAGUCAUUAACUGCAGAGAAGUCCUGGAAGCUUUCAAUCUGCUGGUGCUCCAGGUUAGCUCCUUCCCAUACACACUACAGACCCAACAGUCUCGAAUCAGCUCCAGCAAUGAAGUUCACUGGAUACAGCUGGACAGCAUGGAGGACAUGAGCUGCCAGGAGAAGCUGUAUUUUGGCCUGAAUGAAUACAGUAAGUCUCUACAGUGGGGAAUCACAAGCCCCCUUCUGAGAUGUGAUGAGACUUUUGAAAAAAUGGUGAACACUCUCUUGGAAAGGUACCCCAGGCUGCACAGCAUGGUUGUCCGCUGCUACCUUCUCAUCCAGCAGUACUCAGAGGCUCUGAUGGCUCUCACCACCAUGGCGUCGCUCCGAGACCACAGCACCCCGGAGACACUCAGCAUUAUGGAUGACCUCAUCAGCUCCCCGGGAAAAACCAGAAGUGGGAGGGGACACAUGCUCAUUAUCAGGGUGCCCUCCGUGCAGCUGGCGAUGUUGGCCAAAGAGCGGCUGCAGGAGGUACGCGACAAGCUGGGGUUGCAGUACCGCUUCGAGAUCAUCCUCGGGAACCCUGCCUCUGAACUCAGUGUCGCAACGCACUUUGUGGCACGAUUAAAGACCUGGAGAGGAAAUGAACCAGAAGAGUGGACCCCUCGGACAUACCAAGAUUUAGAAGGUCUGCCUUGUAUCGUGAUAUUAACUGGCAAAGAUCCUCUUGGAGAAACCUUUCCCAGGUCUUUGAAGUACUGUGACCUGCGGCUCAUCGACUCAAGCUACUUAACUCGCACAGCCUUGGAGCAGGAGGUGGGUCUGGCGUGCUGCUACGUCUCAAAAGAGGUCAUCCGGGGCCCUGCUGUUGCCCUGGACCUUAGCGGGAAGGAGCAGGAGAGAGCCACUGCCAGCGAGAAUGACGCUGAUGAGCUGCUGAUCGACCUGGAGAGGCCACAGAGCAACAGUAGUGCUGUCACUGGAACCUCGGGCUCCAUCAUGGAGAACGGGGUGAGCUCUUCCAGCACCGCCGACAAGUCCCAGAAGCUGUCGCUGACCCCCGGCUUCCAGAGCCCAGCCAACAGCAUGGGGCUGGAUGAAGGGGUCUCCACGGGCACAGCAGGAGCUGGGGAGACCCUGAAGCAGGAGUGCGAUUCCCUGGGCCCCCAGAUGGCCAGCAGCACCACCUCCAAGCCGUCCUCGUCGUCGUCCUCCUCCUCGGGUCCCCGGGCCCUAGCGUGGCCCGGGCAGGCGCCCCAGGGCUGCGGGGGCCUGCACGCCACCCUGCCCCCGAUCGUGAUCUUAUCGAAGGCGGCCUACAGCCUGCUGGGCUCCCCGCGAGGCGGCAAGCCGCCCGCGUCCUCCUCGCUGCUGCCGCACGCCGACGUGGCCUGGGUGAGUUCCCUGCGGCCGCUGCUGCACAAGGACAUGAGCAGCGAGGAGCAGUCCCUCUACUACCGGCAGUGGACCUCGGCGCGACAGCACCACGCCGACUUCAGCAACCAGCCGGACCCCGCUUCUGGCGCCCGCACCUGCCACCCCCGGCGGCUGCUGCUGACCGGCCCCCCUCAGGUGGGGAAGACCGGCUCCUACCUGCAGUUCCUGAGGAUCCUCUUCCGCAUGCUCAUCAGGCUCCUGGAGGUGGACGUGUAUGAUGAGGGGGAGAUCAACACGGAUCACAGUGAAAGCAGUGAGGUCAGCCAGUCAGAGGGAGAGCCCUGGCCUGACAUCGAGAGCUUCAGUAAAAUGCCCUUUGACGUCAGCGUACACGAUCCCAAGUACCGUUUGAUGAGCCUAGUCUAUACGGAGAAGCUGGCAGGGGUCAAGCAAGAAGCAAUAAAGGAUGCCAAAGCCGAGGAGCCCAGGAAGCGAGGAACGGUGUCCAUGAUGCUGACCAAGUAUGCGGCCUACAACACCUUCCACCACUGCGAGCAAUGCCAACAGUACAUGGACUUCACCUCUGCCUCCCAGAUGUCUGACUCCACUCUUCACGCAUUCACGUUCUCUUCCUCUAUGCUGGGAGAAGAGGUGCAGCUCUAUUUCAUCAUUCCCAAGUCCAAAGAGAGUCAUUUUGUCUUCAGCAAGCAAGGCAAACACCUGGAGAGCAUGCGGCUGCCCCUGGUGUCAGACAAGCAGAAUUUGAAUGCAGUCAAGAGCCCUAUUUUCACUCCUUCCAGUGGUCGCCAUGAGCACGGACUCCUAAACCUCUUUCAUGCCAUGGAGGGCAUCAGCCACCUGCACCUUCUGGUGGUCAAAGAAUAUGAGAUGCCUCUGUACCGCAAGUACUGGCCCAACCACAUCAUGCUGGUGCUCCCUGGGAUGUUCAACAACGCAGGCGUGGGUGCUGCCAGGUUUCUCAUUAAGGAGCUGUCCUACCACAAUCUGGAACUGGAGAGGAACCGCCUGGAAGAACUGGGAGUUAAACGCCAGUGUGUCUGGCCUUUCAUCGUUGUGAUGGAUGACUCGUGUGUUCUGUGGAACAUUCACAGUGUUCAGGAUCAGAGCAGCCAGCCCAUGGAAGCAGGAGUUUCCAGUAAGAAUGUGUCCUUAAAGAGUGUCUUGCAGCAUAUUGAAGCAACACCAAAAAUCAUCCACUAUGCAAUCCUGGGCAUACAGAAAUGGAGCAGCAAGUUGACUUCUCAGAGCCUGAAAGCCCCAUUUUCUAGGUGCCAUGUGCAUGACUUCAUUCUCCUUAACAUAGACUUGACUCAGAAUGUACAGUACGACUUCAACAGGUAUUUCUGUGAAGAUGUUGACUUUAACCUGAGAACAAACAGUAGUGGCCUGCUCAUCUGCCGCUUUAAUAACUUCAGUCUCAUGAAGAAACAUGUUCAGGUUGGAGGGCAACGGGACUUUAUCAUUAAACCAAAGAUCAUGGUGUCAGAGAGCUUAGCACCCAUCUUGCCCCUUCAGUAUGUCUGUGCUCCCGACAGUGAACAUACACUACUGGCAGCCCCUGCGCAGUUUCUCCUGGAGAAGUUCCUUCAGCACGCUUCCUACAAACUCUUCCCCAAAGCCAUCCAUAACUUCAAGAGUCCUGUGUUGGCCAUUGACUGCUACCUUAACAUUGGACCAGAGGUGGCCAUAUGCUACGUCAGCUCCAGGCCCCACUCCAGCAAUGUCAGCUGUGAAGGGGUGUUUUUCAGUGGACUUCUCUUGUACCUCUGUGACUCUUUUGUAGGUGCUGAUCUUCUGAAGAAAUUUAAGUUUCUAAAAGGUGCUACCCUAUGUGUCAUCUGCCAAGACAGAAGCUCCUUACGCCAAACAAUUGUCCGCUUAGAGCUAGAGGAUGAGUGGCAGUUCCGCCUCCGGGACGAGUUUCAAACCGCUAACAGCAGUGAUGACAAGCCCCUCUACUUUCUUACUGGCCGCCACGUAUGACCUUUGGAAGAGACCAAACACAGCAAAGGGAUGCCUAGGUGGGGUGGGGCAGAAACAAUUACUUGGGAUUUUUUUCCUUUAAGGUACAAUCACUGUGGAGCAAAGUGCAACAUAUUUGUUCUCCAAAGAAAUCCACCCCUCCAACCCCAAUCUGACCCAGGUCUUUGGGGCUAUCAUUCUCUUUCAGUUCCACUGUCAGGACCUUAAAUUCAGGUUAACUCCACCCUAGGCAGUUAUGCAAUUACUUAAGACAUGGUCUGCCAUGGGAGCCUGAGGAGGACGUACUUGGAGAAUGAACAUGGAGUUUGCAUUGUUUUUUCUACUACACUAUGUUAGGGGGAAAACAGACUCUCGGCAUUAGCUAGUCUGAAUGUGUUACGAGACUCACACCGUUGGUGUGGAAUUAAUUGAAGAUUAACGUUUGAGGCCUGAACCCUCAGUUUCUCUUCAGAUCUGUACUUUGGUACAGUAUUACUCAGGGGUCUGAAAUGAUAGAAUGUAGAAGAUAUUUGUAUUUUAAAAAAAAAAAGUAGCUUUGUCUUUCUCUGUGCAGUGUUAGUUUAAGAUUUAUAAUCUUAUAUGUAUUGAAACUUUUGGCAAAAUUUCCACAGGAGUUAAAAGUUUACUAUUUAAACUGAACAAACAAAUCAGUAAAUGCAGAGCAGGCGCUGUAUGCAUUUAUGCAGCUUCUCCUUGCUGAAAUUCCUUUGCUCUUUACAUUCUUUAAAAAUGUUUCCCGUCUCUAAGCACAGUAUGUCUAUGAGAAUAUGGACCAGCCUUUAAUCUUGAACAAGGAGAACCUAAUUCAGUAGUUGAGCCAAUUAAAAACUGUUCAGUGGUCACCCCAUACCCACCCUGUUUGGCUGGAACGAAGUAGCCGGCACCAGGAAAGCUAAACGUCAGGCUGCGGUUCUGUGUGGAGUAGAAGUAGUUUGUUUCCUUUCAGGGCCUCAACCAAAGCUUCCUUUAAAAGACACUGAAUGAUUAUCACCUACCUUAUACCGACAACACCACAAAAAUUAAUGAAAUGGGAAACAGAGCCAGAGAGAGAGAGAGAGAGAGAGAGACAUAACCAGUUUUAAUCCUACCAGUGAUUCUCUUGUUAAGAAGAAAGAAAGAUUCCAUUACAUAAUGUCUCUGACUCAGCUAAAAUCAGCAGGGGGUGUUUGUUCAAUAUCAGCCGUGUAAGUUUCUACAGAUUUCUCACCAAUAUAUUUUAAUCAAAAACAGACUUUUAGAAAAUGUUCUAGAACCAACUAAGUCUAUUAGAAGUUUAUGCUUAAAUUACAGUUAUCAUUAAACAAUCUCCUUCACAUUUUUAUUAGCCCAUAUAUACCACUUAAAAUGGCCAUUUUUACUUGAAUUGAUGUCUUAUCUGUGGCCUGAAACUACUGAAAGGGGGCUGAUUAACCCUGCAUUUACUUAAAACAAAUGAUGUUAACUGACCAGCUUUAUUAGCUUAUGAUAACAAGGAGUUUACAGUAGUGAAAAGAUGGAAUGUACUAAUCUGAAAAUGGUUUGCAGAUCUCUUGAUUUUAAUAUAGCUACUUAUGACGCUUUAAAUGUAUUUUGAAAUGAACAAUUCCUUUAAACCCCAUUUUUAAAAUUGUCCUUCAAAGAGAAUCUGCCUUAUGUAUUCUUUAAAAAUACUCCUUAAUUUUAGUACAACAGAAUUUUUGGUGAAGAGGUACGUUUUGAAGCAGGUUGCUUUAGAAAUGAAUGUAUUUCAAUUGUUCCUGUUUUGCUGAAAGGGCCUAAUGCAGAUGAUAUCAAGAAACCCACUGUUUGUGCAAUAUUCCAAUAACAUUUACUAUAUAGAGCAAAUAAGAUACUUGAAAUAAUUCCAAAACAGUUGUACCUGGGGCAGAUGGCUUCUCAGGGUUUCUUCAGGCUUUAGGGCUUCAAAGUCUAAAGUGUGUUUUUUAAAGUAGUAACUUUAGAUGCAGGUACUCCAUGGUACUCUGAAAAAUCAAGUAACUGAUCUCUUAAAUACUACUUAACCCUAUGGAAGAGAAAUGCCAGAAAAAAGCCAAAGGACCGUCACCCCCAUGAUGGAGAAUUCCAACUGACCUCCCUAUUCUUUCCAAUGCCUGUAAUCCUAAGGUCUGGAUCUUUAAAAAUCACCUUAACAGUAUAAUUCUUUAGAGAAUGUUAGGUCCUUCUCCUUUAAGGAUAAAAUUGCACAAGCACAGGACACCAUGAUUUGUUAAUACAUACCUUGGUGUGUUCAGCUUCAAGCCUUGCCAUCCUUUAGAACAUUGUGGUAUGAGUGUGUUUGCUAGGCCUGCAUAAUAACUAAUCUAUAGACCUGUUGAACCUUGUCAUGUAGGACAGUUCACACAGGUUAAUACUGAAUGUAAACUAAAAUUAGAAUGAGAAUUGUAUUCAGUUAUUUUGGCUGUAACUUAUGCAAUUGCUUUUUGUGAUUUUUUAGAAAAGGAGGCACCUGUGUUACUUUAUUACUGUAAAGUUUUCUCAACCAAAAUUUGGUGAAUUUCACUAGUUGGUCUACCUCACAUUUUGUUUAUGAUUCUAAAUUGUCUUAAGUUGUGUCUACAGUAUGUUGUCCUUUUGUUUAAUUUGGUGAAUGUAUUAAAAUUCUCUCCCAUCCCCCUCCCCCCCCC
Neogale vison (American mink) is the source of this 8965-nucleotide messenger RNA. RefSeq names its product GREB1 like retinoic acid receptor coactivator (gene GREB1L). The record is from RefSeq and is a predicted model, not a curated record. NCBI's taxonomy places the organism in Eukaryota, Metazoa, Chordata, Mammalia, Carnivora, Mustelidae. The transcript is spliced from 36 exons. Gene Ontology annotation, biological process: kidney development; multicellular organism development. Bases 432 to 6341 code for a protein of 1969 amino acids.